This is a messenger RNA of Exophiala bonariae, 351 nucleotides long. RefSeq lists its product as uncharacterized. The coding region runs from base 1 to 351 and encodes 116 amino acids. The transcript has 3 exons. The record is from RefSeq and is a predicted model, not a curated record. Lineage: Eukaryota; Fungi; Ascomycota; Eurotiomycetes; Chaetothyriales; Herpotrichiellaceae.
AUGGCCGAAUCCCAGUCGAACAGGUAUGAUCGCAAGAUCACAUACCUUGAGCGAGAAUACCAAGAUUACUCCUUCAGACGUGAGAUAUACCUCGCACCAAUUGACCUGGUCAGUUCCGAAAAUUCGAACCUCGGUGUUGAAAAAGCUCACCGAUUGGCGCAGGAGGAAGAGACCCGACUUCAAGAUCAGCAUGAGAUGUUGAAACUUAUAUAUCAUGAUUGGGAUAACGCACUCCACCCAAAUUUUAUUCAGGAUCCAGAGGCGAUUCUUGACUGUGGAUUUGGAUCCGGGAACUGGGCGUAUGAUUUAGCAGAAUACGAUUCAAAUUGCUCACGGAAUCGCGGUAAAUAG